Miscanthus lutarioriparius is the source of this 1125-nucleotide messenger RNA. The record is from the annotation of a GenBank genome assembly. Lineage: Eukaryota; Viridiplantae; Streptophyta; Magnoliopsida; Poales; Poaceae.
AUGAAGAAGCCGUCCACGCUCCUCCGCUCGUUCUCCUCGCGCCUAUCCACGUGGCUCGCGCCCUCGCCGGCGGUGGCCCCGUGGCCGCCGGUCCGAUCGGCCUACGACCGCUGGCUCGCCACUGAGCUGGACGAGCUCCGCGCCGACCCGCUCGCACCCUGCACCAGCGCCGCAUGGCUCGACCGCGCGCUCAGCCUCGCCGUCGCCGCGCAGAGGCGCCUCGUCGUGUCGGGCAUAGCGAGCGGCGGCGCCGCCAGCAGCAUCGACAGGAGGACCAUCGACGAGCGCGUCGACGACACCGCGGAGCUGCUCGACGCGUGCGCCUGGCUCCGCGACCGCCUGGACACGCUCAGGGGCUACGUCGCCGCCACGCGCACGGCGCUGCACUGGCUCGAAGGCGGCCACGGCCACGGCGGCGAGGGGGCGGCCGCCGCGCGCCGCGCCGCGGCGGCGUUCGCGGAGUGCGAGGCCGUGGAGCGGCGGUGCGGUGCCGAGCUCGCCAUGUGCGGCUCCAACCUCCGCAGGCUCGGCGAGAGGGCGCUGCUGCGCACCACCAGGCAGCAGCAGACCGCGGCCACCGGCGCACACCACUGUUGGUCCGACGAAGAGGCGGUGUCCGGCGCGCGCGCGCUGGCGCUGCUCGCCGUCGGCGCGCUGGGCACGGCGCUGGCAUUCCGGCCGCGCCGCAGCGUGUGUGGCCUCGCCGGCAGUGGCGGCAAGGCCGCGGCGCAGUGGGAGUGUGCGCUCCAGGACGUGCAGAGGCACGUCAGGGAGGAGUACGACCGGCGGAGGAAGGAGGGCGUCCCGUGCAUGGUCGAGCUCGACGCCGCGGCGGCCACCAGCCGGGCGGUGAGAUGUGCCGUGGCCAGCGGGCGUGGCCGCCGCUGCCCGGAGACCAUCGUAGCAGAGGCGAGGAGGAGGUGCGACGAGCUGGAGGACACGGUGGCGGCGUUCGAGGAGAAGGUCGGCGAGCUGCAUAGAGAGUUGAUAGCUGUUAGAAUGUUGCUCUUGGAGUGGGCGCAGAUAGCAGGAGGGCAUGAGGUGCUUAGAUUUGCCUGUACUCCUGCUCAUUCCGAAGCAUCUUGUCCAAGAUUGUCACGGUCUAAAGGAAGUGAUUUAAACUGA